AUCAUAAAACCUGACGAACUUUACUCCGCUGGACAUUUUCUGUCCCACCUUUGAAACUUGGGCUGAGAUAAUAUUUAACAACAAACCAAGUGUGCCACAUAACUUUGUUGCUCUCUGCGCAUGUGGCACUGGAUCGAUGAAGUUGUGAUUUGGAGCGAUAUCGGUUGUAUACUUGACUUUACGGCCAGAAACAAUGGUUUCCAUUGCCAAGGUGCUCCUCGGAAUUUUUGGGGCAGCUGUGGUCGUCGUUUUGAUAGCGGUCCCCACGGCUAUAUUUCUUAAUGAAAAGAACGACGAGGCGAGCAUUAGAUCUUUCACCCUUGAGGACGUCUUCAACAGCUCACUGAAACCCAAGUCCUACAACAUGAGGUGGAUUUCUGAUCAUGAAUAUCUGCAUAUGUCAGAAGGCUCAGUGUUCCUCUAUGAUGUCGCCACAGACAAGAUAUCAGACUUCUUGAGCAAAGACAGAUUUAUGGACAAAAAUGCCUAUGAUUACCAGCUAUCUGCUGACCGCCGAUACGUUGCAUUCAUGAGCAACUACUCCAAGCUGUGGAGACAUUCAUUUACAGCUUCAUAUUCACUUUAUGACCGGGAGUCAGACACAUUUAUCACACCCUCUGACAUUCCUGAUAAAGUCCAGUACUUUGCCUGGGCCCCUGAAGGGAACAAACUGGCCUUUGUUUGGAACAAUAAUGUGUAUAUAAAGACCAGCCCCAACUCUCCAUCACAACAAGUCACAUUCAAUGGCAAGGAAAAUAAGAUUUUAAAUGGAAUCCCAGACUGGGUGUAUGAGGAGGAAAUGUUCUCAUCUAACCAAGGUCUCUGGUGGUCACCUGGAGGAAAGAACUUGGCUUACGCUGAGUUUAAUGACACUGGGGUCCGCACUAUUGAGUACUCGUGGUAUGGUGAAAACCAGUACCCCAGCACUGUUUCUAUUCCAUAUCCAAAGCCAGGUACUCCCAAUCCCACAGUGAAGCUAUUUGUUGUGGACACUGACAAUGCAACAAAAAUCUCUGAAGUUGUUGUUCAGGACUCAUUUGGCUCAGUUGAGCACUACUUGUCUACUGUAACCUGGGUGACUGAUGAGCGUCUAGCUGUCCAGUGGCUAAAGAGAGUACAAAACCAUCUCAUCAUUCAGAUCUACAACUUUAAUGGAUUCACAUGGAAUACUUAUGAGCAUCUGGAGGUGACGAGCACUGGCUGGAUUGGACGGUUUUCUCCAUCAGAACCAGUUUUUGCCGCAGAUAAGAACAGCUAUUACCUGCUCAUGAGUGACACUGAACAAUACAAGCACAUCCAUCAUGUGGUUGGGGGCAACGCUACAGCCAUCACUUCUGGAAAAUGGGAAGUUAUUGACAUUUUGAAGGUCACAACAGAUAGUGUAUAUUUUUCAAGUAAUGAAGAGGGUGGCAAGCCAGGAGGAAGAAACGUUUACAAGUGGACACAACAAGAAACCAAGUGUCUGACGUGUAAUCUACGUGAAAACUGUCAGUAUAACUCCGCUUACUUCAGCCACAAUGCCUCCUAUUACCGUAUGAGCUGCAGUGGUCCUGGCACUCCUUUCUACUCUCUCAUGGAUAACAUAAACAACAGAGAGCAAAAAGUUUUGGAAGACAACAAAGAAUUUGUGAGCAUGAUAUCUGGUAUUCAAAUGCCAACCAUGCGUCGAGGCACCAUCAAAUUGGGCGAAUACAAUCUCUGGUACCAGAUGAUUUUGCCUCCAGGCUUUGAUGAGUCCAAGAAGUACCCUUUACUGAUCGAUGUGUACGCAGGUCCAUGCAGUCAGAAAGUAAACUACGUCUACAGGGUAAACUGGUCCACCUAUCUGGCAAGCACUGAGAAAAUCAUUGUUGCUAGCUUUGACGGAAGAGGGAGCGGUUACCAGGGCGACAAGUUAAUGUAUGAAAUUUACAAAAGCCUGGGAACCAAAGAGGUGGAAGAUCAGAUAACAGCAGCCAGGGAAUUCAUCAAAAUGGGAUUCAUUGACAAAGACAGAGUUGCUAUCUGGGGAUGGUCCUACGGAGGAUAUGUCACAUCCAUGGUCUUGGGAUCUGGCAGUGGAGUUUUCAAGUGUGGAAUGGCAGUUGCUCCAGUCUCCAAAUGGCGCUAUUAUGAUUCCAUCUACACAGAGCGUUACAUGAUAUUGCCUUCACAGAAUUCUGAAGCCUACGAUAACACAACAGUAACUGCCAGGGCCAGGAAUUUCCAUUCAGUGCAGUAUCUUCUUGUUCAUGGAACAGCCGAUGACAAUGUCCAUUUCCAGCAGGCAGCAGAGAUCUCAGAAGCUCUGGUUGAGGAGCAGGUGGACUUUGAGGCCAUGUGGUACACAGACAAGGAUCAUGGGCUCGCUGGCACUGCCAAUCAACAUGUCUAUACCCACAUGACUCACUUUCUACUCAGGUGCUUUGCAUAAAACCAAAAUCUGUUUUUAUUUUCUAUGAAUAAAGAUAUGCAAAAAAAUACAUGUAAACUCAUUUAGUACUGGAAAAUUAAUGGGUGCAAAGCUGUCCCAGUUCUCAUGUUAUUCUGUGUCUAUGAGAGCUUGUUUUAGAUAUGUUCAUUUAGAUUAAAAAAGCUCUGAAUUAACAACAAAUGUCUUGCUCACUGUUAUUUUAUUAAACCACAGUGUUUCAGUCCAACUGACCUUCCUCAGGUAUAAAAAACAAUCUGAUACGUUGUAAUUUAAUAAAAUAACGGUAAGUCAAACAGUAAUAUGUAAUAUGUAAUAUGUUCUUUUAAAAAUAUCAGUCUCUUCAAGAAUUAAAGCUGAUAUGGUUCCUUGUAAAACCUAUAUGUGAAAAGAUGAUUUUUCUAGAAAUGUAUUAACUGUACAUUUAUUGUUUAAAAGGUCAUUUCAUGGCCAGUAGUAAAAGUAUAAUAAUGCAAAGAAUGAAAUGGGAACUGAGUGUAAUGGAAUGUUUUAGUGAACCUAAACUGCUUGGACAUCUAAAAUUUCUACAGCAUUGUAUUAAGCAUAGACACAUCAAAGUGAUUUGAUACAGUUUUAUGACAUUUGUAAAACUGUUAAUGGAGUUUUUUCUAAUGUAAUAAAUAAUCAACAAUGAGGAAAAAA
Messenger RNA from Oreochromis niloticus (Nile tilapia), 3073 nucleotides. RefSeq names its product dipeptidyl peptidase 4. NCBI's taxonomy places the organism in Eukaryota, Metazoa, Chordata, Actinopteri, Cichliformes, Cichlidae. The record is from RefSeq and is a predicted model, not a curated record. Gene Ontology annotation, cellular component: plasma membrane. The coding region runs from base 194 to 2413 and encodes 739 amino acids. Gene Ontology annotation, biological process: proteolysis. The transcript is spliced from 26 exons. Gene Ontology annotation, molecular function: serine-type endopeptidase activity; dipeptidyl-peptidase activity.